UUUUCAUUGUGUUUUUCACUUCCAUUUUCUCUAACUUUCGAUGAUGUUUGAGAAUAUGUAGUGGUAAAGAUGCUGAUUUAAAUUUUUUUUUUUCAUAGCACCGUUGCAAGAAUUCAGUUUCGUCUUCCUGAUGGUUCUUCCUUUACAAAUCAGUUCCCUUCUGAUGCACCUCUAGAAGAGGCAAGGCAGUUUGCUGCACAGACUGUUGGCAACACUUAUGGUAAUUUUUCAUUAGCAACCAUGUUUCCCAGGAGAGAGUUUACCAAAGAAGAUUAUAAAAAGAAAUUAUUGGAUUUGGAACUUGCCCCAAGUGCUUCAGUGGUUCUGUUGCCCGCAGGAAGACCAACUACAUCUAUGGUACAUUCUUCCAGUGGAGACUUUUGGACACUGUUGGGGACAGUACUUUACCCAUUCCUUGCCAUCUGGAGAUUGAUCAGCAACUUCUUAUUUAGUAAUCCUCCUCCUGCACAGACCUCAGUGAGAGCAGCAUCUCCAGAAUCCUCAAAUCUUGCAUCAUCUAGCAAUUCAGAAAACAGGGAACCUGUCAGAAAAAGAGUGCUGGAGAAACGGGGGGAAGACUUUAAAAAGGAGGGGAAGAUCUAUAGAUUGAGGACUCAAGAUGAUGGUGAAGAUGAAAACAACACUUGGAAUGGAAAUUCUACUCAACAGAUGUAGUGUGACAAGUACAUUAUGUGCAAUAAUCAUUGUGUCUCUUAUGAUUUAAUUCAACUAAAAUUCUCCUGGAGAGGUGGGACUAUUUUAUGUUUUCUAACUGAUGUAUAAAGUGUCUCUAUUCCUGCUUAGUGGGUUAAAGUUGUUUAACUCAGACACGUCAAGAGAUAAAAUAACUCACUGCUAGGUCCUCGCAUAUGGUAACCAACUACUAGAAGCCUAAAAGAAUCAAAAGGUCUGCCACAACCUCCGUUUAUCAGCUUUCUUAUUCAGCAUUUCAGAUGCCCUUUAGCCCUGUGCUCUCAGAUGAUACGUUUUGUUCAGAGCUAUUCUGCUCUAGAACUCCUAAGCCCACACAAAGUAACUGUACAGUCACUGAGUAAUUUGACUCUGAGUCAGAGCAUUUUAACUAGCCAAUCAGAUGAUAAUUUAUGUUUCUUUUUUCUUUUUCUGCUCAUCAGCUGCAAGCAAAAUCUUGUAGUUUUUAAUCUUAAACACUGAAUAAAAAAUCUUUUCCAAAAAUCA
Messenger RNA from Miniopterus natalensis, 1197 nucleotides. Lineage: Eukaryota; Metazoa; Chordata; Mammalia; Chiroptera; Miniopteridae. The record is from RefSeq and is a predicted model, not a curated record.